GGUAGGUGAGAACCAAUAGCCGCGACGCUUGCAGCGUAGAAUGGACAUCUGGAACCAAUAGGGUGAGGGCUUUCUGGUGAUGCCCUGUCGGCAGCGGGCAUGGCGCCUCCCGCACGCUACUGCGUCCCUGGUGAGCGGCUGUGCAGCGCGGAGGAGGCCACGGCUGGUAGCGGGACCUACACUCGUCAUGGCUUCAUCUUCUCCUCGCUGGCUGGCUGUCUGGAGAGAAAGAAUGAGGACAGCGAGCUGCCCGUGGUGUCGGUGGUGAGAGACAGCGAGUCCCAGCUGCUGCCCAACGUGGGGGCUGUGGUGACGUGCAAGGUCUGCAGUAUUAACUCUCGCUUUGCCAAGGUCCACAUCCUGUAUGUUGGCUCCACGCCGCUGAAAUCCACCUUCCGAGGCACCAUACGGAGAGAAGAUAUCCGAGCCACGGAGAAGGAUAAGGUAGAAGUGUACAAGAGCUUCCGCCCCAGUGACAUCGUCCUGGCCAAAGUUAUCUCCCUGGGGGACGCGCAGUCCAACUACCUGCUGAGCACAGCAGAGAACGAGCUGGGCGUGGUGGUGGCACGCAGCGAGGCAGGGGUGCAGAUGGUGCCCAUCAGCUGGUGCGAGAUGCAGUGCCCGCGCACACACACCAAGGAGUUCCGUAAGGUGGCCCGCGUGCAGCCCCAGUUCCUGCAGACGUAACACCUGAGGGGGGCAGGGGCUGCAGCACUGGGCCUGUGGAGCCAGAGCAGCCCCUGGGCUCCCGCCUCCUUCACAGGCCUCCUCUGGCAGGACAGGUUUGCUACUUGUGGAUAAUAAAUUUUUUUUGAGAGCUUC
Molecule: messenger RNA, 822 nt
Organism: Motacilla alba alba
Lineage: Eukaryota; Metazoa; Chordata; Aves; Passeriformes; Motacillidae
Gene: EXOSC1
Product: exosome component 1
Exons: 8
Coding region: 100-687 (195 amino acids)
Biological process (GO): RNA processing
Cellular component (GO): nuclear exosome (RNase complex); cytoplasm
Molecular function (GO): RNA binding
Source: RefSeq, a predicted model, not a curated record